AUGACAGGUGUGGCGUGGUCAUCAGACAACAUGUACCAUCGCACUGAGCAACUUACUUUAGAAACCACGGCUAAAGUGCCAUGGAUAUUUUCGUCGACGGAGAAGGCACGAAGUACAAAGCGGCCUUAUUCUGAGACUGUGAGUGAAACCCUGCAGAGACUUUGGACAUCAGAAAAAACGAAACUUAGCACUGAGAAACCUUCUACUGAAGUCAUGUCAAAAUUUUCCUGGUUUGUUUGGUCAACGGAUGAAGCGGUACAACGCACUACGCAUUCCUAUCUGGAGACCACGGCAGUAUCAGCACCGGGCAUUUGGUCUACAGAGGCUAAUAUCAAUGAAGGUGCAGCUUUACGCGCACGAAAAAUGGACCCCAAAGCUUCUGAACAAAGGCUCACCGAAAUUCUUCCCCCAGUCGCUGGUGUCAUCUUGCUGUGCGGAGCUGUCGUAGCAACGAGCUGGUGGCUUCAGAAACGGAUGAAAAGGAAAAUUCGAACUUCCCCAGCAGGCGAAGCAAAAGAAGGCCCAUCUUCAACGCAAAAAGAUAAAAACGACAGCAGAGAAGAACCACAAGAAGAUGGCUCCAGCGAGAUCCCAUACGUCCCUCCCGCAACUGGUGCCAUACCAAACCCUCCAACAACGACGCAGUUUCCAGAAGCGCCUUCUCGUUUGGGCUCCGACGGGCUACUUUCCAAAGACACUGACAGUACACGUGUUGACGAAUUCAGGAAAACUGUUGAACCACCUGACUCUGUCACUAGGCUUCACGUCAUGGAUAUUGGUGGUACUGUGUCACAUGAUUUACCACCAGUGAGUGCACCUUUCAAUCAAUAUCAACCACAGCGACUCCCGCCACCUCGCUUUCCUCCUUUGAGGAUAGAAUGAUCGAGUUUUCUGUGCUUAAUGUACAGUUUGC
This is a messenger RNA of Lingula anatina, 913 nucleotides long. RefSeq lists its product as uncharacterized. The record is from RefSeq and is a predicted model, not a curated record. NCBI's taxonomy places the organism in Eukaryota, Metazoa, Brachiopoda, Lingulata, Lingulida, Lingulidae.